This is a messenger RNA of Carassius gibelio (silver crucian carp), 2016 nucleotides long. Its product is annotated as group XIIB secretory phospholipase A2-like protein. Gene Ontology annotation, cellular component: extracellular region. Gene Ontology annotation, biological process: arachidonate secretion; lipid catabolic process; phospholipid metabolic process. The transcript is spliced from 4 exons. Lineage: Eukaryota; Metazoa; Chordata; Actinopteri; Cypriniformes; Cyprinidae. Bases 118 to 840 code for a protein of 240 amino acids. Gene Ontology annotation, molecular function: calcium ion binding; A2-type glycerophospholipase activity. The record is from RefSeq and is a predicted model, not a curated record.
UUCAAAGUCCCUUCCACGAGACACUAUCAACAGAGUUUGUGCUGCUCGCUCUUUUCUUUCUAAGCCCUUCUGCUUGAUCUUGGACCGUACAGACCUCAUAGGACCCGGGGCCACAUCAUGUUUCCACGAGUGCUGCUGCUGCUGCUCCUGCUGUGUAUCUCCACAGGCUUGACCGCCACACUUAUCCAGGCCUCUGCUGAUCCAGCUGCAGACGAUUCUCCAGCUGACGGCUCUGUUUUACCUGAAGCUCAGGCUGGUGAAACCCCAGAUGACAUUUUGAUGGCAGAUGCCCCCGCUGAGGGAAAACCUGCAGAGACCCAGAGCUCCACGCAAGAAUCUGAAGAUGAUUCCGACUGGGGCUUCGGUUCUAUCAGAGGGGGUUUCCAGGCAGUGAAUGGCUAUUUUGACUCUAUACUAGAGCUGAUGGGGGGGCGGGACGGCGUAUGUCAGUACCGCUGUAGAUAUGGUAAAGCUCCUCAGCCUCGGGCUGGAUAUCAAAUGCCAGAGCCUGACGGUUGUAGCACCUCACUGCUUGGCUUCCAGGUACCGAGCAGUUUUGAUAUGGGUGUUCCAGCCAUGACCAAAUGUUGUAAUCAGCUAGACAUUUGCUAUGAAACCUGUGGCUCUAACAAGUACCGCUGUGACACCAAAUUCCGCUGGUGCCUCCAUAGCAUCUGUGGUGACCUGAAGAAGAGUCUGGGCUUCAUAUCAAAAGUUGAAGCCUGUGAGACCUUUGCGGACACCAUGUAUAACACCGUGUGGACUUUGGGCUGCAGGCCCUUCAUGAACGGCCAGAGGGCAUCCUGCUAUUGUGAAGGAGAAGAGAAGGAUGAGCUGUAAAGACCUACAAACCACCUUCAACACAUAUAAACACUUUACAAGUUCCUCCACAACAGGGGUCAGUAUUAGGAUGAAUCUCAUUAAGACACCCUGGUCACGAUUCACAACAUCAAUGAAAAUAAGGCAGAUUUACUGCAAUGCACAACAGUGGUGGUUGUUUUUUGGAUUCUCAUUAGUUUAAUAUAGUCAUUUUAUUUAUCAUCAUCAUUAUUAUUAUUAUUAUUAUUAUUAUUAUUAUUAUUAUAGGAUUAGGGUAAGGCAUACAUUAAAUGUAUAUGACAUACUACUGCAAUGUAUAAAUAAUUAUCAUAAUAUAAUUCACUAAUUUACAUAACAUUUUUAUUGUACAGUUAUUAUUUGCAUAGCAUUACUAAUCUUCAUAAAAAUGUCACAAAGCAAGCAAACAAUCAAACAAACAAAUCUCCUGGUCCUAAAAACUGACAUAUUUUAUAUUUUCCCCCAUAUUUGGUGGGUAUUACCUUCACAUUUUCUUGACACGCUUUGUGAGAUUCACCCUAUAACCCUUGAACUGAUGCUAGUGGAUUAGUUUUAGUUCAGCAGAAACUGAAAAAGUGUUAUGUUGUAUGUGUGAAAGUGUCUAUCCCACAGAUUUGCUGUUUUUUUGUUGUAUGUAGGUUUGUUGUAUGGGAAGACAAUAUCCAUAAAACAUAUAGUUUGUGACAACUACAUGUGUACAAUUUGAUAAACAAUAUUAAUUGGCUUUAAAAGAAAGAAAGAAAGAAAGAAAGAAAGAAAGAAAUUCCUACAAUAUCUGACAGUGUGUUGGUAUAGAGCUACUAGUUAAUUUAUUAUUAAGGAACUUUGUUCUAAACUAAAGUUGUUUUGUUUAGAAAAAAAAAAAAAAAGAAAUGCUGAAGGGUAGUGAUAUUUAUGCAAAUAAUAUUUGUAUGUCUGAAUAUCAUGUUCUGAAAACUCAAAUGUUCACCUAAGCCAAGUAGUUUUAUUUGUUUUUGUUUUGUUUUUAAAUGUAAUUAAAUGCAGAAUGGGUGUUAAACAGUAACAUGCAUGAGUGUGUAUUGCAGUGAGAGAGACAAUAUGACUACAGAGUACAGACUGUGACAAAAGUAAUUUUAUUGGCUGUAAAAUCAUUUUAUUUUCCCCAGUAAACUGUGCUGAGCUUAUAUGCAAAUGAGCAUUAAAAACUGUUUAACGCCA